Messenger RNA from Drosophila melanogaster (fruit fly), 1363 nucleotides. RefSeq lists its product as uncharacterized. Bases 433 to 918 code for a protein of 161 amino acids. The record is from RefSeq and is marked reviewed. Gene Ontology annotation, cellular component: nucleus. NCBI's taxonomy places the organism in Eukaryota, Metazoa, Arthropoda, Insecta, Diptera, Drosophilidae. Gene Ontology annotation, biological process: DNA-templated transcription; regulation of DNA-templated transcription. The transcript has 4 exons.
CUGUGCAAAAAAAGUCGGUUCCGUUGACCAAUAAUAGCAAAUAUUUAUUAUUCUUACUCAAGUAUAAUAGAUUUAUAUGUGAACUAUUGGUCGUAACUUAACUUUUUUCUGACUUCCAGACGAAAGUGUCUUGAAUCUCAAGUUCCGUUCUUGUUUACGAUCUUCCAAUUGUGCUGACACUUUGAAAAUAGCCGCUUCUCUGUUUACAAGUGGGUAUGUACAUGUAUGCGUGUGUGAGCAUGUUGUUUGGAAUUGGUUGGAAUAUUGGAAAUGAUUGCCAAUGGAAUUCAGUCGGUUUCGCGCAUAUUGAAAGUUGGAACGUAGGAUUUUAAAAAUAUUGGACUGGAUUGCAUUUUGGAUUGAAGACCCUUAACUUGCUGUUCAACUGAGGCGAUGUACAACGGCGCUACAUCCAAUUCCGAUUCGAGUGAGAUGUCGGCACGCAAGGAGAAACGAGACAUACAUUACUGGCGAAAACAGGCAGCCACCUUGCCGGAUUUUGUGCCGCCGUGGAAGCGGGAACAGGAUUUGCAGCAGCUGCAACAUCGAGCCUCGAUCCUGUGGUCGCCGCAACUGCAGGACCAAGAUGACAAGGCUGUUCGCGAAUACCUUGACUAUGCGGCCAGUCUCUAUGAUAUCGAGGAGGAGCAGGCGCUGUUCAUCCUGCGGCGUCACGGAUACGACCUGCCCCUGGCACAUCGACGUCUGGAGAAGACUGAGACAGCUCGAGGAUGUCGCUACCAUCGCUGGAAGGCCGAGGAUCUCAUCCGUCUUACCAAGGCCUUCGAGCAAUACGGCACCGACUUCGCAAAGGUACGAAAGGAGCUACCCCACUUUCCUCUGGCCGAGCUUCGACUGUACUUCUCCUUCAUGUCCUCGGCGUUGGAGACAGAUGACCAACAGGCCAUCCAUAGAUGAUGCUUUGAAUCGGCAUUCGUGAAUUAAUCCCACAUGGACUGUAUCUUCCAAGCGCAUGGUUAUUUGGAUUAUGAUAGUAUUCAAGCUAUUCAUUGACCAACGAUUGAUAUUAAUCACUAUCUAUUCAACGUAAAAUGCUUUAAGUGUUAUUUGUAUUUUUCUAAAAAUUCACGUGUUCAAAAAAACCACACAAAAUAAUAGGUAUUUAAAUGUAUUCAAGGUCAUAUUGAAAUAAGACUAUCAACUUCAUAAAAAAGGCCUUGAAUAGUAGGUAGGAUUCUCAGUAUUCAUAAUUAAAUGAUAAUAUAACAAUUAUAUCAACUGUUGAUGCCAACCAAAAACGCAUAUUUAGUUGACAAAUGAAAAGAAAGCAUGUUGUGUAAAUACUUUUGACCACCUCUGUAUAAUAAAAUAUACACAUUUUACAGUUUUUUGGUAAAAUAAU